This is a messenger RNA of Asterias rubens (European starfish), 936 nucleotides long. RefSeq names its product circumsporozoite protein-like. The coding region runs from base 1 to 936 and encodes 311 amino acids. The transcript has a single exon. NCBI's taxonomy places the organism in Eukaryota, Metazoa, Echinodermata, Asteroidea, Forcipulatida, Asteriidae. The record is from RefSeq and is a predicted model, not a curated record.
AUGGCAAAUGGCAUCGGCAAUGGUAGGGGCAAUGCCGUGGCAAAUGGCAUCGGCAAUGGUAGGGGCAACGCCACGGCAAAUGGCAUCGGCAACGGUAGGGGCAACGCCACGGCAAAUGGCAUCGGCAACGGUAGGGGCAACGCCAUGGCCAAUGGCAUCGGCAACGGUAGGGGCAAUGCCACGGCAAAUGGCAUCGGCAACGGUAGGGGCAACGCCAUGGCCAAUGGCAUCGGCAACGGUAGGGGCAAUGCCACGGCAAAUGGCAUCGGCAACGGUAGGGGCAACGCCAUGGCCAAUGGCAUCGGCAACGGUAGGGGCAACGCCACGGCAAAUGGCAUCGGCAAUGGUAGGGGCAACGCCAUGGCCAAUGGCAUCGGCAAUGGUAAGGGCAACGCCACGGCAAAUGGCAUUGGCAACGGUAGGGGCAACGCCACGGCAAAUGGCAUCGGCAAUGGUAGGGGCAAUGCCAUGGCCAAUGGCAUCGGCAAUGGUAGGGGCAACGCCACGGCAAAUGGCAUCGGCAAUGGUAGGGGCAACGCCAUGGCCAAUGGCAUCGGCAAUGGUAAGGGCAACGCCACGGCAAAUGGCAUCGGCAACGGUAGGGGCAACGCCACGGCAAAUGGCAUCGGCAUUGGUAGGGGCAACGCCAUGGCCAAUGGUAUCGGCAAUGGUGGGGCAACGCCAUGGGCAAUGGUAGGGGCAACGCCAUGGCCAAUGGCAUCGGCAAUGGUAGGGGCAACGCCACGGCAAAUGGCAUCGGCAAUGGUAGGGGCAACGCCAUGGCCAAUGGCAUCGGCAAUGGUAAGGGCAACGCCACGGCAAAUGGCAUCGGCAACGGUAGGGGCAACGCCACGGCAAAUGGCAUCGGCAUUGGUAGGGGCAACGCCAUGGCCAAUGGUAUCGGCAAUGGUGGGGCAACGCCAUGGGCAAUGGUAG